UGAAAACAGUGUAGGAACCGCUGUGAAAACCGCGGGUGGGAGGGAAACGAGUCAACGACAAUUUUCGUGUCAGUUGAUGUACGUGUACGUAGUAAACACAUCACGUAGUGCGAAGAUUACUGGCGUGGCUUGAACGAUGGAUGAUUAUUUGGAGAGAGAGAUAGAACUAAAUCAGAUACAUGAAGAUAUCUUGGCAAGAAGAGAAGUUCUUCUGCGCCAUUCCGAGUGGCAUCUCGGCAGCUUAGAGAAGAAAAAAAAAUCAGCAGCUGAUGAACUUAUCCUUGCAAAUGCACGUAAUCAGAGUUUGAUUGAGGAUGUGAAGAGAGUAGAAACAGAGCUCAGAAGAAAUGCAGUAAAAGGAAAUUCCCCAAAACUACAAGCAUUAAAGGCACUGAAUGCCAACGGUGAUGCUUGCAGCCAAACCUCUGAUUUCGGGGCAGGGCUUUCAGGUCAGGGCACACGUUGUGCCUCCUCCCUACUUUCAGCCUGCCAGGGUUUGUCGUGCGGUACCAGACUCAGAAAUUUACCCUUGAGUCCGGGCUCCGCUGUUGGUUUUGACUCCUUUCUUGCUGACCCACGGGUGUCCUUGGAGAGAACCGAUACUGUCAUGAGACGCACAAUCGAACACGCUCUCACUCACAUAUUUAAGUUGAAAGGAGACAGUUCGCUCGCAUCGGAUACAGCUGGUACCUCGGCAGUCCCUCAGAGUCUUCCAUCCGUAACGACUUGGUGA
Messenger RNA from Saccoglossus kowalevskii, 733 nucleotides. RefSeq names its product centrosomal protein 15-like. The record is from RefSeq and is a predicted model, not a curated record. Lineage: Eukaryota; Metazoa; Hemichordata; Enteropneusta; Harrimaniidae.